Molecule: messenger RNA, 2622 nt
Organism: Copidosoma floridanum
Lineage: Eukaryota; Metazoa; Arthropoda; Insecta; Hymenoptera; Encyrtidae
Product: aminopeptidase N-like
Biological process (GO): peptide catabolic process; proteolysis
Cellular component (GO): cytoplasm; membrane
Molecular function (GO): metalloaminopeptidase activity; zinc ion binding; peptide binding
Source: RefSeq, a predicted model, not a curated record
AUGUUCAAGGCAGUUACUACAGUAUGCAUAAUCAGUUUAUGCGUACAAUUAUGCAAAUGUAGUCUAGAAAUAAUUCAAGAUAUGACUAAGGAUGACGUUUACAGAUUACAUUCUCCAGAUAUACAUCCUUUGAAUUACAAGAUUUCUAUAAAACUCUACCAUGUUGAGAGACAUUCUAAGGAAUAUUUAACAUUCAAAGGUGUUGUGAAGAUGGAAUUAGAAAUUGUAAGACCCACGCAAAUUAUAACAUUACAUUCACAAGGAUUGUUGUAUAAUCGCGAGAACUGCAAUAUAAGAAGUCUACAUAACGAUGAUCCUUAUGAUUUGACAAUUCGAUUUGAGCCAGAUAAAGAUUUAGUGCACUUUUCAAAGACAGAUGGCCAAUUUUCUGAAGGAAAAUACUUUUUAGUAGUAGGUUACGCUGGAAAAAUAGCAAAUCAAUCUAAAACUGGUAUAUUUUACAGCUCCUAUGCAAAUGAGAAAGGAGAGAAUGAUGUGUAUGUGUUGACGAAUUUUAAGCCAACAUAUGCCCGUUUAGUACUGCCUUGCUUUGAUGAACCAAGUUAUAAGGCUACUUUUGACAUCACAAUAAUACACAAAAAUGAUUUCGUAGCUAUUUCUAAUAUGCCAGUUAAAAGUAUUACAACUCAUGGUUUGACUCAAAUGACGACUUUUAAAACCACUCCAAAAAUGUCCAUACAUCUAUUAGCUUUCGCUGUAUUUGAUUUCAAAAGCAUUGGCAAUGAGGCUGGAAAUUUUAAAGUACACACUACUCCGGAACUAUUUCCUUUUGCUAGUGCAACAUUGAAUUUUAGUCAAAGGAUUUAUAAGGAGACAGAAAAAUUUACUGGUGUGAAGGAUGAAAUUGGAAAGUUUGAUCAAAUUUUAUUACCGUUUUAUUCCAGCUCAGUAAUGGGAAGUUGGGGCUUGGCACUUUACGGGUCCAACUUGCUGCUAGGACUAAAUAAAUCAAUACCCAGUUUUUCAUCUGUAAAAAAUAUAGCUCGUGGAAUAACGCAGCAAUGGUUUGAAAAUCUUGCCACUCCAAAGUGGUGGAAUCAUAUGUGGCUCAGUGAAAGCAUUUCCUCAUAUAUGGUCUAUUAUAUACUUGAAAAGGUUGAUCCCAAGCUUCAAUCAAUGAACAAAUUUAUGGUACAUAGUUUAAUUGAUUCCUUAUCUGGAGGAUACUCUUUUUCUAUGCAUAAAAAUGUACAAAAUGUGAAAGAUCCUUUUGAAAUACGACUAAUGCUUCAUUCCGCUUUGACACAAAGAAAAGGAGCUUGCAUCGUGCGCAUGAUGCAGCAUAUGCUUACGGAACCAGUUUUUCAGAAGGGAAUACAAAAUUUUAUAAGCAAAAAAUCUCAUGCAAACGUGGACUUGAAUGAUUUUUAUCAAGCAAUCCAAGAAGUUUUGGACUCCAUAAAAAUCAAUUUAGAUGUAAAAACUGUGAUGGAUUCUUGGCUUAAUUUUGAGGACUAUCCCCUUGUAAACGUAAAGAGGAACUAUGAGAAUCACAAAAUAGAACUCCAACAAGAGUGUUCUUCUAAUGAUGGUGCCAGUUACAAAAGCAGACAUGUCAAACAUACGUGGCACAUUCCCAUCAACUACGCUAGUAAAGGAAAAUUGGAUUUUACUAACACUUCAACGAAGUAUUGGUUAACAAAUACUUCAAUGAUCAUUGACUCUGAUGUUGAUUCUAAGGAUUGGAUAAUUUUGAAUAAACAAUAUACAGGCUUUUAUCGAGUUAACUACGAUGACAACAAUUGGAAAUUAGUAAUAGACUAUCUCAAAUCACAUAAUCGUGAGAAUAUACAUGUGUAUAACCGCAUUCAGUUGUUAAAUGAUGCUUUCGCACUGGUAAGAAAGGAUAUUUUAGAUUUGAAAAUUUUGAUGCAGCUUUACGAUCACUUGAAAAAUGAAAAAAGCUGCCUUGUAUGGUAUGUUGGUCUAAAUCUAAUAGACUGGCUCAACGAAAAAUUAUUAAACAUAGGAAAAGACUACUUAAUUUUUCAGACGUACGUCUCAAAAACGAUCCAGCUUAUAGUUGAAGACAUUGGUUUUGAAGACAAUGUAACAGAUGACGAUUUUACAAGAUCAUGCAGAAGAAGAGUUUUGUCCAUGGCUUGUAAAAUGGAUGACUUGAAUAGCAAAAAAAUAUUACUUAAUAGGUUUAAGAAUUUGUUGCGAAACCCGAAAAAUAAUAGCAUUUCUUCAUUAUUGAAACGAACUCUACUGUGUUAUGGUUUUCAACAAAUUACGGAAUUAGAUGAAGUGUAUGAACUUUAUAGUGAAAUGAGAAAUAUUUAUGGUAGUAAUGAAAAAAUUCCACUAUGGAUGAUUUUGACCAUGCUCAAUCAUAAUAAAGUCGGAGUUGAUAUUAUUUUGGACUUUCUUAUUAACGAUAUACCGUUAAGUGAAUUUAAAGAAAGACCUUUUCUCUUGCAACUCACCAUACAUUCGUUAGCUUCACAAACACCAAAACGUCACAGGAAACUGCUCCAAUCAGAAAAGUUUGAGGAUUAUCAGAAAUCAAUCAGUAGAAGUAUUCAAGAAUCUGAAAAGAACGAUCAGUGGUUACAAAAGUAUGGGAAAAAAAUAAUUGAGACCAUCAAAGGUCUAUAA